Protopolystoma xenopodis is the source of this 630-nucleotide messenger RNA. Lineage: Eukaryota; Metazoa; Platyhelminthes; Monogenea; Polystomatidea; Polystomatidae. The record is from the annotation of a GenBank genome assembly.
AUGGAAUCGAAAAAUCAGACCACUCGCGCAGCAUCAGUACGCGACCUGAUUGAACGUCAACACUGCUCCUCCACCAUGCCUAUGCUCGGCCAGCCUAGUCAGUCCCUGCUUGGGAUGGACCAUUUCAGUCCCGAAGAUGAGUGUACUGGUGGUCCGCCAGUGAACGACACAGCAGCAAUUACUUCCACUAUCGAAACUGGCAGUUUCGGUCCCCAACAAGAGCUCAAAGCCCCUGAAUGGAGUUCAGCUGGGGCUAGAGACGGCGACUUGCCUCGCUCUCGGCCAGACUCUCGUCUGGGCGUCAGUCUGUACGGUACGACGGGACUCGAUACCUUAAUCUCAGACCCAGCUAUUAAUGCUGAUCCCGGCUCUCCGCAAGUCCAUCUCUUGUCAACUAGCCGAAGCAUCGGCUGUCUGGCUGACCUUCGCAAGCCGAGGGCUCUAGUCUCGCCACCGCUCUCCUGGUUCGAUCAAUCCUGGCAACUGCGGCUGGGAGGUGAAUUUGGAGUGUCGCCCGCCGCCUGGUUUCCCAGUCAGGUCAGCCAUGGAAUGGCCGGAGGGUCGGUGUCCGGAGGAGGUAGGCACCUCAGGUCAAUUAAGCAACAGCGCUUGAUGAAGCCACUCAGGUAG